GCAAUCCAAAUUCGGAAUAGAGUGGAGCCCUCUCAGUUAAAAUGAAAAGCAAUAUUUGUAUGGUACUGAUCCUGCUAGGCUGUGCACUGAAUACCGUUCGGUCACAAACAACGGAGGUCCCAGAAACAACAGAGAUUGGAGAAACAACGGAGGUCUCAGAAACAACAGAGAUUCCAGACCCUACUAGUUUUCCACUUUUUACGUGCACUAGAUAUGCGGGAACUGAAGUCGACCUGAAAGGCCUUUCCGGUCUGUGGUUUGAGACGGCACGUGGUAUUAACAUCGAUAAGAUGGAAUGCCUGAACUACACACUGGCCGACAGCCCCAACGAUAAGAAUAGGCUGGAGUUGCAAGUACAGUAUGUGUAUGCCGGCGACAGCAAGUGGGACAGCGUCAAGGAAUCCAAAUCGUUGCUCUGGGAUGAUAAUGCUAAGAAUGGCGUCUUCACAUGGAAUAUCGGGGAAACCAGCACCAUACCCAUCACCUACAAGUUGGUUGAAACGGAUCUUGAUUCAUACGCCUUCUUCUGUGGUUACGGGGGCAUUUCAGAUGUGUCGCUCUUCAAGGUGUGGACACGCAAUCGCCAUUUGACCGUCGAACAGAAGAUUUUCAUCCAGAACAAGUUCAAGGAGAUAUUACGAAUUCAAGACCUCAACUGGGUGGAACAAUCAGAGGAAAAGUGCAAUAACUCCGCCAUGCGUACAGCCGGAGGAGCUCUUCUGGCAUUGGCUCUAGCGCUGAUUGCAGGUGUUAGAAAUAUUUAA
This is a messenger RNA of Drosophila hydei, 764 nucleotides long. RefSeq lists its product as uncharacterized. The transcript has 2 exons. The record is from RefSeq and is a predicted model, not a curated record. Bases 42 to 764 code for a protein of 240 amino acids. NCBI's taxonomy places the organism in Eukaryota, Metazoa, Arthropoda, Insecta, Diptera, Drosophilidae.